CUCUCUCUCUCUCUCUCUCUCUCUCUCUCUCUCUCUCCCUCUCUUCUCCGUCGCUUCUAGCCUUCAGCCGCUCUCGUCCUUCGCAAUGGCUCAGGAACGUGCUCCUCUUCGCCUUGGCUCUACUGCCCCCGACUUCACUGCUGAGACCUCCAACGGACCCAUUACCUUCCACGAGUUCAUUGGCAACAGCUGGACCAUCCUGUUCUCUCACCCUGAUGACUUCACCCCCAUUUGCACCACUGAGCUCGGUGCUUUCGCUAAGCUCGAGCCUGAGUUCGCUGCUCGCGGCGUGAAGCUCAUUGGCCUGAGCGCCAACAAUGUCGAAUCCCACCACGCUUGGAUCAAGGACAUCGACGAGGUAACCGGAUCCAAGCUCACUUUCCCCAUCAUCUCCGACCCGGAGCGCAAGGUCGCCCACCUGUACGACAUGGUUGACUACCAGGAUACCACCAACGUCGACUCCAAGGGCAUCGCUCUCACCAUCCGCUCCGUCUUCAUCAUCGACCCCAACAAGAAGAUCCGUCUCAUCCUGACCUACCCCGCCUCCACCGGCCGUAACACCGCCGAGGUCCUCCGUGUCAUCGACGCCCUCCAGACCACCGACAAGCACGCCGUCACUACCCCCAUCAACUGGCUCCCAGGUGAUGACGUCGUUAUCCCUCCUCCUAUUUCCACCGAGGAUGCCCAGAAGAGGUUCGGUGACGUUCGCGUUGUCAAGCCGUGAGUUUUCCCGCUUUCCUUAGCGGUAUUCAAUACUGAUUGUUUCUGAAUAGUUACCUCCGCUUCACGAACCUCA
This is a messenger RNA of Monascus purpureus, 796 nucleotides long. The record is from the annotation of a GenBank genome assembly. NCBI's taxonomy places the organism in Eukaryota, Fungi, Ascomycota, Eurotiomycetes, Eurotiales, Aspergillaceae.